Harpegnathos saltator (Jerdon's jumping ant) is the source of this 5286-nucleotide messenger RNA. Its product is annotated as Peroxidasin. The transcript is spliced from 7 exons. NCBI's taxonomy places the organism in Eukaryota, Metazoa, Arthropoda, Insecta, Hymenoptera, Formicidae. Gene Ontology annotation, molecular function: peroxidase activity; heme binding. The coding region runs from base 445 to 4719 and encodes 1424 amino acids. Gene Ontology annotation, biological process: response to oxidative stress. The record is from RefSeq and is a predicted model, not a curated record.
GCGGAGGCACCUCUCGCUUUCACUCGCCGCGUGGUUGUGCGAAGAGGCUGUCACGGCGUCCGAGAGCCUCAGUAUCCGCCGGAGAGUCGCCGGAGAUACAUUCUCGAUGUUGUUGAUGCGGCAUCGCGAUCGGUGUAACAUCCGAUAUUAAGGGCUCGAGCGAGUGAACGAGCGAGCGGGAGAUUUUCGAAUCACGUCUGCGUGGCCGCGCCGGAAGCGACAGCGAAGCAGCGAAGGAGGAAGAGAGAGAGAGAGAGAGAGAGAGAGAGAGAGAGAGAGAGAGAGAGAGAGAGAGAGAGAAGAAAAUAGAAAAGAAGAGAGGAGAGGAGAUAAGAAGAGAGGGAGAGAGAAGGACCGCGACGAGCGCGGGAGGACGCGAUUAUAAGAGCGAGAGCGCGCGCGGUCUGUGACAGAGGAAGAAGCGCCACUGGAAGGGUGACAGAAAUGGUGACAGUCGGCUGGCUGAGUUUCAGAAGCAGCCUGGUACUGCUAUGCGCACUGUUCAUCGUGGUGUCAGCGUUGUCGCCGAUGGUCAGCCAAUUCGACAUUUCCGAAUACGUCUACGGGGUGGAUGAUGAUUUGCAAGCGAGAGCACGCUCGGCCAUCGAGGCGGAGAGAUUCGUCUACCAAUCACCGGCAAACAGGAUACAGUCGGCGAACGCACCAUGCAGGGUGCGAUCGGAGAGGCCUUGUCCACCGAGCAAAUACAGGACGCCUUCCGGUGUCUGCAAUAACGUGAGACAUCCUGCCUGGGGUGCCAGGGGCUCGCCGUUCCUCAAGUUGCUGCCUCCGGCGUAUUCGGACGGCAUCUCCAAGCCACGUGAAUCGGUGGGCAGCCACAGCCUGCCCACGUCGGCCGACGUGGUCUCGGAGGUUCUCAGCCACCUGAACAGCUUGACGGAGGAAGGCAGCCAUGAGGGCCUCACCAGUCUCUCCGGGCUCUGGUCGGAGCUGGUGCUGCGCGACAUCGCCGUUACGGUGCAGCCGGCGGACCGCAGAGACCGAUGCUGCUGGAACGACAGCAGGCAACGGCCUCCUCGGCAUCCGGAGUGCUACGAGAUGCGCGGCGACAAGUUCGGCUGCAGCAGGUACUGGCGAUCGGUGCCGAGUCUGACGGUGCACGGCUGCCAGUUCGAGGUUCGCGAGCAGAUGAACGGCGCGUCGGCUUACCUGGACGGCUCCGCUGUCUACGGCGCCACUGACGACCGGCUGCACCAGCUGCGCACGUACCAGGACGGCAGAGUCGACCUGGCCGUCUGCGACGUCUGCGAGCCGACGAGCGCGCUCGAUUUGCUGCGGCAAGUCCUCCUACGCGAGCACAAUCGCGUGGCGGACAGGUUGGCGGCCGCGAACGUGCACUGGGACGACACGAAGCUCUUCCUGGAGGCGCGCCGUAUCGUCGUCGCGCAGCUGCAGCACGUCACCCUGAACGAGUACGUGCCGGCGGUGCUGGGGGAAGCCGCGCUCGUCGACCCGGCGCUCGCGCCGCUCGCCAACGGCUUCCAUCACGGUUACUCGUCAUCGAACGAGGCCGGCACCUACGACGCUGUGGCUCUCACGGCUCUACGCGCCCUCGCGUGGACGUGGAGCGCCGGUGAGAACGACACGCAGCUCGAGAGUCAUGUCGCCACCUCGGCCAACCGGCUCCACCUCGCAGCCGCGCCGCACGUGGCUGCCCGACUCGUCCAUAUGGCGCGGGAUCACGGUGUACCCGGAUACGUCGAGUUCUUGGCUGACUGUUUGGGAGAGAGCGUCCAAAUUCAGAACUUCACGAACCUGGCGCGAAUGAUGCGACCGGGACACGCGCAGCUGCUGAGCACCAUUUACACUCACCUGGAGGAUGUGGACCUUCUCGUGGGAGGGAUCUUGGAGACUCCCGUGAACGGCGCCGCGGUCGGACCUACGUUCGAGUGUCUCCUGAAGAAGCAGUUGGUGACGAUGAGAAAGUCCGACCGUUUCUGGUACGAGAACGACAUCCCGCCGUCUGGCUUGACGGCGGCGCAGCUCGCUGAGAUCAGGAAAGUGUCGCUCGCCGGAAUCCUCUGCGCGAACACCGAGAUCCGCAAGGUCCAACCGAAAGCGUUCAUUCAGCGGGACCCGUACCUCAAUAGCAAGAUCAACUGCGAGCAAUACGAGCCGCUGGACAUCACAGCGUGGAUCGAGGAGCCGCUGCCGUUACCGGCUCUACAGCACAAUCACAUGAACCAUGUCGCGACCAUGACGACGAAGCUCACACCCGACAUCAGUCCUGACGUGUUGGCGGCGGCGGUGAGGCGAGCGGAGGAGGAGCUGAUCGAGCGCAAACAGCUCGAGUACAACGCCUGGCUGGAGCAGAGAAUCGCCGACCCGAAGUCACCCACCGGCACUGCCGCCAGCUUCUCCAAGGCGAACAGAGACGCCUUGCUGCUCGCCAACUCGUCCAUCAUGUACGAGUUGGCGACUAACGAGAUCCUAAACGGCGUGCACGGUCUGCGACGUCGAAGACGGCAGAUCUUCGACAGCACGGAGAACGUGCUGGGCUUCCCCAACAGCGACUUCUCCGACCUGCUGCAGAACGUCGACAUCUCCGGCUUCCUGCCGCAGCAUAAGGCGACGAAUCACGAGGAGGUGCAGUGCCCGGUGGACGACUCACCGUGCGACCCCACCUCGCCCUACCGAACCUUGUCGGGUCAUUGCAACAACCUGCGCAAUCCCACGCUCGCCAAGUCGCUGACGUCCUUCGCGCGCCUGCUGCCGCCCGCUUACGAAGACGGCGUGUCCAAGCCAAGAGCAACCUCGGUGAGCGGCGCUCCGUUGCCGAACCCACGAGUCGUCUCCACCGUUAUCCACCCGGACAUCUCGAACCUGCACAAUCGCUACACGCUCAUGGUCAUGCAGUUUGCGCAGUUCCUCGACCACGACCUCACGAUGACGCCCAUACACAAAGGCUUCCAAGAGUCCAUACCCAGCUGCCGCUCGUGCGACUCGCCGCGUACCGUCCACCCGGAGUGUAAUCCGUUCCCGGUGCCGCCGGGUGACCACUAUUAUCCGACCGUCAACGUGUCGUCGGGCGCGCGCAUGUGCUUCCCGUCCAUGAGAUCAUUACCGGGCCAGCAGCACCUGGGCCCACGUGAACAGGUGAACCAGAACACCGGCUUCCUGGACGCGUCGGUGGUCUACGGCGAGAACUCGUGCAUCUGCAACAUCCUGCGCGGCUUCAACGGCCGCAUGAACAUCACGUCGCAUCCGAGGCGCGGCAAGGAUCUGUUGCCGCAGUCGCCGACGCAUCCGGAGUGUAAAGCGCACUCCGGCUACUGCUUCAUCGGCGGCGAUGGCCGCGCAUCCGAGCAACCGGCGUUGGCGGUCAUGCACACCCUGUGGAUACGUGAACACAAUCGCGUGAUGGAAGGCCUGAGGCAGGUGAAUCUCCAUUGGGACGGCGAGAAGCUGUUCCAGCAGACCCGUCGUAUCAUCAGCGCCAUGCUGCAGCACAUCACCUACAACGAAUUCCUGCCGAGGAUCCUCGGCUGGAACGCCGUCAGCCUGUACGGCCUGAAGCUGUUGCCGCAGGGCUACUACAAAGAGUACUCGCCCACCUGCAACCCCAGCGUGCUCAACGAGUUCGCCACCGCAGCCUUCAGGAUCGGCCAUUCGCUGCUGCGGCCACAUUUGCCGCGCAUGGACCACAACUAUCAGAACAUCGACCCGCCUAUCCUGUUGCGCGACGGCUUCUUCAACCCCGAUAUGCUCUAUCAGGAAAACAUGAUAGACGAAAUGAUCCGCGGUCUGGUGGCCACGCCGAUGGAGACGUUGGAUCAGUUCAUCACCGGCGAGGUGACGAAUCACUUGUUCGAGCAGCACGGUAUACCGCAUUCCGGAGUGGACCUGAUCGCCUUGAACAUCCACCGCGCUCGGGACCACGGAUUGCCGUCAUACAACCAUUACAGGGCGCUCUGCAACCUCAAGAGGGCCACCACGUUCGAGGAUCUCUCGAGGGAGAUGGCGCCGGAGGUGAUCGCUCGCAUGAAGCGCAUAUACGCCUCCGUGGACGACAUUGAUCUAUUCCCAGGUGGCAUGAGCGAAAGGCCUCUUCAAGGCGGCCUGGUCGGGCCCACGUUUGCCUGCAUCAUCGCCAUUCAGUUCAGACAGUCGAGGAAGUGCGAUCGUUUCUGGUACGAGACCGACGACCCGAACAUCCGCUUCACCGAGCAUCAGCUGGCCGAGAUCCGUAAGACCACCCUGGCCAAGGUGAUGUGCGAGAACAUGGACCACCACACGGACAUGCAGCGGGCGGCCUUCGACCUGCCGAGUAAUUUCCUCAACCCGCGCGUACCCUGCCACUCGAUGCCGCAUCUGGACUUCUCCGCUUGGCGGGAGACGAGACACGGCUGUCAGAUCGGCGGGAGGAACGUCGCGGUCGGCGAGUCCGGCUUCCCCACGCCUUGCACCAGCUGCGUCUGCACCGCCGAAGGUACGCAAUGUGCCUCUCUGAGAGUCACGGACUGCAAUCAACUCCUGCGAGAGGCUUCUCGGGAAGCGAUCCUGCGGGACGACGUGUGCACCGCGCAAUGCGGCUUCGUGCUGGCGGCCACGGAGACGACCGCGAGGCUGCAGCAGUUCACCACGCCAAGCAACAGCUUCCCCGGGUUCUCGUCGCACCGGAACAAUCUCGGGAGCUCGCCGACGCCGACCUCGUUCAACGGCUUCAAGCUGCCCGACCUGUCGCAGUUCAUCGGCUGAAAGGCGCGCUUUAAUAAAGUGUAAACUCGUUGCUUACCGAUAAACAACACGCAGGAGACACACUGCCUUACUUAGAGAGACUGCACGGCAAAAAUCCGAUCCUCAAAUUUAAUUAAUCGGUCGAUUAAUCGAGCAGAUGCUGAAUAAUUGAUCGAUCAAUUAAACCCGUGCGCGAAGAAAACGCAACAGAAGAUAUCGUACGCUUCCCGUGAGGGACGCUUCAUCGGAAGAUAACAGAAUAGUACCUGUCGGCGUGUAAAUAUAGGUGAUAAGGCGCAAGUAUAAGGUUUACCGGAACACGAAGAACCAGAUUGCAUCAGCGAAGAGGAAAGCGACGAAGGGGGAAGAGAGAGACACGAGGAAGGAUGCACGGGAUACGGAGGAGGAUUGUCGGUCGGUUUUUUUUUUCCUUUUUUUCUUUUUCUCUUUACGAAAACGAAACCGAGCGCGCUAAACGAUGAGAGUCGCGGGUAUGGUGUUGCGAAUAAACGAGAUUAAAUUUAUCAUCUCAUGUUACACAUAUACGAUGGUGAUAUUACGCGCGGAAGUCGUGAUUGAGGAAGAGUA